GGGGCGCGUCCGAAAGGCCCGUCCUGUCCCGGGGCGGCGGGAGGGCGAAAGGCGGUAGAGACUGCGCUUGGCAGCGACCACUUAGAGUAGUACGGGGGCGGGGAGGGCGGCAGAAAUCAGUCCUCUGGUUAGUUCCCCGCGUGGGACCACGUGAUUGGAGAGGUCCCGCCCUCCUCCGCCGGAACCAGGUGUUCGAAUCCCGUCUCCAGAACUAGCGGCAUUUCAGUCCUGCCGGCGUGAGGGCUGGGGCUCACGCCUCGGGGCUCAUGGCAGCGCCGGUCCGCCUGGGCCGGAAACGACCGAUGCCCGUUUGCGCCAACCCGCUCUUCGUACGCUGGCUGACCGAGUGGCGGGACGAGGCAGCCAGCAGAGGGCGCCGCACGCAAUUCGUGUUUCAGAAGGCACUGCGCUCCCUACGGCGGUACCCACUGCCCCUGCACAGCGGCAAGGAAGCUAAGAUCCUACAGCACUUCGGAGACGGGCUCUGCCGGAUGCUAGACCGGCGGCUGCAGCAGCACAAAGCAUCAGGUGGUGACCAUGCCCCAUGUUCACCACCUGGAGCGAAGAGUCCAGCCCGGGAAAGGCCUGCCAAAGUCCAGGAUCCUUACAUGCCAGGUCCAACCCAGCUCAAAGCAGGAGACUCUGGCAAGUAUUGGCCAGCUCGGCACUCGGGAGCUCGAGCAGUACUGCUGCUGCUGUACCGGGAACACCUGAAUCCUAGCAGUCACGGCUUCCUAACCAAGGAGGAGCUGCUGCAGAGGUGUGCCCAGAAGGCUCCAAGGGUGGCCCCUGGAAGUGCUCGGCCCUGGCCAGCCCUCCGCUCCCUCCUCCACAGGAACCUGGUCCUCAGGAUGCAGCAGCCAGCUAGGUACUCACUGACCCCAGAGGGUCUGGAGCUGGCCCAGAAGCUGGCUGAGUCGGAGGGCCUGAGCUUGCUGAAUGUGGGCAGCGGGCCAGAGGAGCCCCCUGGGGAGGAGCCUGCGGUGCCAGGAGCGGCCUCGGCUGAGCUUAGUGGCACCAGCGAAGGGAAUGUCCAGCAGCCACCGCUGGAGCUGGGGCCUGGAGAGUACAGGGUGCUGUUGUGCGUGGACGUUGGCGAGACCAAGGGGGCGGGACCCAGGCCAGAGCUGCUCCGAGAGCUGCAGCGGCUGCACGUGACCCACACGGUGCGCAAGCUGCACGUCGGGGACUUCGUGUGGGUGGCCCAAGAGACCAGUCCCAGGGACCCGGCACGACCUGGAGAACUAGUCCUGGACCACAUCGUGGAACGAAAGCGGCUGGAUGACCUGUGCAGCAGCAUCAUCGACGGCCGCUUCCGGGAGCAAAAGUUCCGGCUGAAGCGCUGCGGCCUGGGGCGUCGAGUAUACCUGGUGGAGGAGCAUGGCUCAGUGCGUAACCUCAGCCUUCCCGAGGGCACGCUGCUGCAGGCUGUCACCAACACUCAGGUCAUCGAUGGCUUCUUUGUGAAACGCACAGCAGACAUUAAGGAGUCAGCAGCCUACCUGGCCCUGUUGACAAGGGGCCUGCAGAGACUCUACCAGGGCCACACCCUCCACAGUCGCCCCUGGGGAACCCCAGGGGACCCUGAAUCAAGGGCUGGGCCCUCCGCAAACCCGCUCUGCUCACUCCUCACCUUCAACGAUUUCAACGCGGGAGCUAUCAAGAACAAGGCCCAGUCUGUGCGGGAGGUGUUUGCCAGGCAGCUGAUGCAGGUGCACAGAGUGAGCGGGGAGAAGGCGGCAGCCCUGGUAGAUCAGUACAGCACCCCUGCCAGUCAGCCAUUGCCGAAACUUAGAAACUCACACUCCCCACCCCACCCUCAAGCCUACUGGCUGCCUAUGACGCCUGUGCCACCCCGAAGGAAAAGGAAAUGCUGCUGAGCACCAUCAAGUGUGGACCACUGCAGAGGAAUCUGGGGCCCGCUCUGAGCAGGACCUUGUCACAGCUUUACUGCAGCCAUGGCCCCCUGACCUGAGCUAUGCCACAAGACAGACCCCCGCCCCCAUCUUCCCAGGCUACGCAGCCUUUUAACUGGGAUCUUUGGGCUACAAUAAAAAUCUUAAGUGUUUGCAGCUUUAUGUGUUAGGAGGAGAUGCCAGGGCCCAGGGGUCUUGUAAGAUAUCCAGGUAGGAACUGGGGAGACCAUUGGGUCCAGUUUUUAAACUGAGCUCCUCAGGACCCCUGGGGUUCCCUGGCAGGGCACUGAGACUGCCAGGGAGAUGAAGUCAGUGAGGCGUUGCAACUUUGAAUCUAGUUUAUGUCAUCAGAGUUCUCUGAUCAAAUAAAAUUUCCUUUGAGAAGAA
Messenger RNA from Eubalaena glacialis (North Atlantic right whale), 2303 nucleotides. It is a transcript of the gene MUS81, whose product is annotated as MUS81 structure-specific endonuclease subunit. The coding region runs from base 267 to 1880 and encodes 537 amino acids. Gene Ontology annotation, molecular function: DNA binding; crossover junction DNA endonuclease activity; 3'-flap endonuclease activity. Gene Ontology annotation, biological process: double-strand break repair via break-induced replication; mitotic intra-S DNA damage checkpoint signaling; DNA catabolic process. The record is from RefSeq and is a predicted model, not a curated record. The transcript has 16 exons. NCBI's taxonomy places the organism in Eukaryota, Metazoa, Chordata, Mammalia, Artiodactyla, Balaenidae. Gene Ontology annotation, cellular component: nucleus; Holliday junction resolvase complex.